This is a messenger RNA of Colius striatus (speckled mousebird), 1957 nucleotides long. It is a transcript of the gene TPK1, whose product is annotated as thiamin pyrophosphokinase 1. The transcript has 9 exons. Gene Ontology annotation, molecular function: thiamine diphosphokinase activity; ATP binding; thiamine binding. Gene Ontology annotation, biological process: thiamine diphosphate biosynthetic process; thiamine metabolic process. Bases 876 to 1829 code for a protein of 317 amino acids. Lineage: Eukaryota; Metazoa; Chordata; Aves; Coliiformes; Coliidae. The record is from RefSeq and is a predicted model, not a curated record.
GAAGUGACAGCCGUUAGUGCCCUGCUGCCUACGAGAACUGGGAAAGCUAGACUUCACAAGGCUGGGAACUCAUGUGUGUGCUGUGACCUCAUUUCUAAAGAGUAACCUGGUGUGCGACAUGCAGAGUAUGGGUCUGUCUCAUAAACUGUGAUACACAGAGUCUCCCAUGCCCCUGAGCCUCAGGAAGCCCUCCCACAGGGCCAUAGCAGCCUGGACGUUGUGGUGAAAUGCUGUGGGUUGGAAAGCCUCAAAGAGUGAUUUCUUCCUUGCAGUAAGAAGGAGGAAGCAGAUCCUUGGACCUUGCCAACAGAACACCCAUCUUGGUUAUAUGCGAAGUCAAGCUGAGCUGUCCCUUCCAGUGCCUCCCAGGACAGCGUGGGCAGACAGACAGACCCAGUGGGGUGUCAUUGGGAGCCUCUCCCUUCAUUUGGAAUGACCUGGGUUGGGCUCUGCAAAACUACAGAAUAAAAUGACAGUCCCUUGCACAAAACCUUACAGUGCAUCAGCUGCUCCACCUGCCCCAGGAGGAGGAGCCAGAGCUGGGGCUGAGGCCACUGUGGGCAUUCACAGCCAGAACCAGUAUUUGGCUCCCUGCCUAAGAGGUGAUUUUAGUGAAUGCAUGAACAAAUUGUUGGGCCACAAAUUGAGACACAUCUCAUAUCCCAGCCUGCAAGUAAUGGACAUAGCUCAGAGGACCUCUCAGGUCUUGGGAUAUUUCUUCGAAAGACGUUUCAUAAGUGUGUUUUUCUAAUGAAAGCAGCCUAUAAUACCAAGGAGCUGGUAAGGUUUAUCCUCUUGGCUGGAUUCCAGGGAUGCUGUACUAACCAGUAACAAAGGGAGUUACACAAGAAUAAGGCAUACAUAAGCCUGGAGAUAUGUUUUUCCACAAGCUUUCAUCUUGCACAUCCUCUUCAGGAGUGGGUUCAAGUGUUAAAAUGACUGGGAUCAUGCUAUUGCACAGGAACAAGAAUGUAACAGAAGCUUUUUCAAAGUAUCAGGGAUACUUGAACACGUCAGCACUCAUUAAAUGUUAUCAGGCAUUUCAUUCAGAUGGCACAGUGCAGAAAGGUCCAGCUGUGCCAGGCUCUAGAGAUACUCGAAGGAGAGGAUUCGUGCUCCAGGGAAGACAGACAAGAGGAAACCUCAAGAUUUGCCUUGUGAUUCUGAACCAGCCUUUCAACAAAGGUCAUUUUCACUGUCUGUGGAGCAAAGCUGCCCUGAGAGCUUGUGCUGAUGGAGGUGCCAACCGUCUCUACCACAUCACAGAAGGAAGCCAGGACAGCUUCUUGCCUGAUUACAUCAGCGGGGAUUUUGAUUCCAUUCAGCCCGAAGUCAAGGAGUACUACAAGGUCAAGGGAUGUGAGUUAAUUGAGACCAUGGAUCAGGACCUCACAGACUUCACCAAGUGCCUUCAAAUACUCCAGAAAAAGAUAGAGAAGAAAGGCCUCCAGAUCGAUGUGAUUGUGACUUUGGGCGGACUUGGAGGACGCUUUGACCAAACAAUGGCAUCCGUGGAAACGCUUUUUCAUGCGACAAGUAUCACUCCCAUUCCAGUGAUAGUUAUCCAGGAGUGCUCACUGAUUUACCUGCUUCAACCUGGCAAGCACAGGCUGCAUGUGGACACAGGACUGGAAGGCAGCUGGUGUGGCCUCAUCCCCGUCGGAAACUCCUGCGAGAGCGUGACCACGACGGGCCUCAGGUGGAACCUCACUAACCAGGUGCUGAAGUUUGGAACACUCGUCAGCACGUCCAACACCUACGAUGGCUCCAGCGUCGUGACCAUCGAGACAGACAAACCUCUGCUGUGGACAAUGGCUGUCAAAAAAUAGCAUCAGCUACAGCUGCCUUUUCUGCAAUGAAUUAAGACAGCAAAGCUAUUCCAAAUGAUUUAAGCAGGCAGCAACUUAAUGUACUGAAUGGACACCAAGUCUGAAAUAAAAGUCACUUAUCACUAGCA